Molecule: messenger RNA, 3219 nt
Organism: Brenthis ino (lesser marbled fritillary)
Lineage: Eukaryota; Metazoa; Arthropoda; Insecta; Lepidoptera; Nymphalidae
Source: the annotation of a GenBank genome assembly
AUGGCGACGCUGCCGCCCGUCCGUUCAGAAAAGGAUUUUAUAGAUGAAGCCGAAGAGAAACUUCUAGAAAGGAAUGAAGUGAAGAUAGUGCCUGGUGAUCGGGAGGAGACCGGCUUAGUGUCUAUAAAGUCUUCGAAAAAGGUGAAGCUCCCAGAAGAUGAAGGCGGCACAGUGGGUGGCAGGUUCACCAUUGGUCCGGCACCAGAGCGGGACUGGGAGAUGGUGCCGCCGGAUGGAAAGUGGGGGUGGUGUGUUCUCGUAGGGGCAACAUUAGUGAAUAUUCUUAUACCGGGAACGAUUAAGUCGUUUGGGGUGUUGCUAGUUGAGUUCAACGAUGUGUUUCAGUCUUCCGCCUCGGCAUUAUCGGGUAUCGUCGCUUUAUGCUACUUCCUGUACAGUAGCUUAGGUCCAAUAUCGUCCAUCCUAUCAGUUAGAUGGUCGUACAGGACCGUCACGUUGAUAGGCGGUUGUUUCGCCGCGUUCGGAAUGAUAUUCAGUAGUUGGGCGUUUUCUAUAGGUUAUUUGUAUUUCAGUUUCGGUGCGAUGGUGGGCACAGGUGCAGGCCUGGCCUUUCCACCGACCGUGUAUAUAGUGACAUCAUACUUCGUCCGUUUAAGAGGUCUCGCAAACGGCAUAUGCAUGUCCGGUUCCGCCUUCGGCAGUAUAAUACUGCCGCCGGUCCUGAGGUAUCUAUUGGAGACUUAUGGGUAUAAGGGAGCGGUUUUAAUACUCGGCGGCAUUAUGCUCAAUGUAUGGGCUGCAGCAUUACUCUUUCAGCCCGUUGAAGAGCAUAUGGUGAAGAAGUAUAAAGAAGUAGAAGACGAUGAGGAUGGACCGCAGGAUGACAUUUUGUUUGAAGAAGAGGAACCAAUCGAUGCAUUUGACAUGACUAAUAUAGUGACAGACAAACAGAAUGGAAUGCCAGAAGGCCAAAAGGAGAUAGUGCCCCAUCUAUCACAGGCAUAUAUACAUAAUAGCCAAAAUUGCAUGAACUCAACAUCGAACCUACGAUAUAACGCGUCUAAACGCAAGCUUUCCAAUGCUAGACCGAUGACCAAAAGUAAUCUUAGUUCGGCGUCAAUAGGCAAAUUGGGGUCGCAGGAAACUUUUGGCAGACGUUUGAGCGUAGUCGGGCCAAAAAGAAACAUGUCCACGUCUAGUUUUGCAUACGUUUCCACUACUAUCCACGGUUCAACCCUAUCAGCUUUUGAACGGCCAAAUGAGUUCGCAUCACAGUUCUCACUCAAAUCGGUCACGGAGAGUGUUGCUGAUGUCGCAUAUUGUUGUUUCUGCUGCAAACGGAAAGUGAAAAAGGAGAGUAAUAAGUUUUUUGACGUAUCUCUCCUAAGUGAUCCGACUUAUUUGGUCAUUUUGAUUUCAAGUAGCACAGUAGCUAUCUCGUGCACGAAUUUCAUUAUUUUGUUGCCAUCUCAUGCUCAAAAUAUAGGUUUUGAUAAAGCAAGAGGUGCCUACUUACUCAGUACUGUAUCUGCACUGGACUUAGUAGGACGUAUAGGGGGUUCGGCAUUAUGCGACCUAAAUUUUAUGCCAAAAACCUUCUUUUUCGUAGGUGGCUUACUUUUAUCGGGUGUUAGCUUAGUUAUAAUACCAUUUUUAGAAUCUUACACGACUCUUAGUGUUUUUUGUGCGUUUUUUGGACUCACGUCGGGGGUUAAUAAUAGUGUAACGACUUUGGUAAUGGCCGAGAUUUUAGGGGUUGAUAGGUUGAUGUCGACUUAUGGGAUAAGUUUAUUCGUCAAUGGUUUUUUGCAGUUAAUUGGACCGCCUCUAUGUGGUCUAUGGUACGAACAUGAUAAAAAUUUUAUAAACAUGUUUGUGACAUUCGGUAUAAUUUUUAUUGGUGGCGCAUCCCUUUGGCUGCUAAUGCCCAUAAUAAAUAGACACAAAAAGAAAAAAUUGAAUGCGCUGGCGCAGAAAGCAAUGGAAACUUCCAUUAGCAAUAGUGAAGACCAACUUCAAAUGACACAAAAAAUACAUAUCAUAGACUAUAAAAAUAUACAGUUGGAACCAUUCAUCGAGGAAGAUCCGAACGAGUUAGACGAGACCAACCCUAGAGUUAUAUUAAAUCCCGAGGAAAAUACAGACAAAUACCACAAUGGAUCACCUCCAAUUAACAAGCAGCGUUCAACAGCAAAUUUUGACGAGAAAUCACCAAAUUUCGCCAGAUCAGCAAGUGCGGCCCUCGUUUCCCAUAUCGAGAGCACGCGUACACGAAAAAUAUCGACACCCUCUAAACAUGGUCUCCAGCACAUCUCUAGCAAAAUAUCAAAUCAUUUACCAAGCAACCCUUCAUUGUUAGAAUCUGUUCCUGAAGGGAAGACUAGUAGAGUUAAUUCUACUGAAGCGUUUGGCAAAAAAUUGGCAGUCCCUAAAACUCCCAAAAGGAGUCCUUCGACAUCAAGUUUUCAAUAUAUGUCUACUCCAUUCCACGGUUCUACUUUAUCAGCUUUCGAGAAACCAAGCGAAUUUGCGUCGCAAUUCAGUCUGAAAUCUGUCACAGACAGUCUAGCGCCCAUCACUUAUUGUUGUGGAUGCAAAAAGUCCAAAGACGAUGGCGCUAAAAAAGAACCAAAUAAGUACUUUGAUAUUCAAUUAUUAAAAGAUCCGAUUUAUUUGGUAAUACUAAUUUCUAAUUGCACAUCUGCUAUAUCCUAUACGAAUUUCAUAAUAUUAGUCCCAUCGUACGCCCAAGAAUGUGGGUUCGAUAAAUCGCUUGGUGCGUAUUUGUUAUCGAUUAUUUCAGCUCUUGAUUUAGUUGGACGAAUCGGUGGCUCUGCACUAUCGGAUGUAGUGACGACCCCUAAACGGUAUUUCUUUAUCACCGGUCUUUUGUUAUCUGGGAUUAGUUUGUCGUUGAUUCCUCUAGUGUCGACAUAUUCUGCGAUAAGUGCGUUUUGUUGUAUAUUCGGUCUCGCGUCCGGUAUUAAUGUUGGUGUCACAGCACUAGUUAUGACGGAAAUGCUUGGGACGGAACGUCUAAUGUCGUCGUAUGGGAUCAGUUUAUUUAUGAACGGCUUGAUGCAAUUGGCCGGCCCACCCAUAUGCGGUGUUUGGUUCGAACAUACGAAAUCGUAUAAACCCUUGUUUGUAACUUUCGGUUUUGUUCUCAUGUUUGGGGCAGCUCUAUGGGGAUUCGUUCCUUUUAUACACAGACGACGGAAACGGGCACAAAAAAUAAAAAAUGGCGUUAAUAAAGCG